AUGUGGGUUUACAAUGUAGUUUUCAUCAUCAUACUGUUUGAAGGCCUGUGGUUUGCAGAGUUCAAGAGUGUUGACUCACAUUGCAUGUUGGCUAGAGAAAUCAUAAAUAGAUAUAUUUCCCGCCCCCCUGAACCUAAUCAGGUGGUUAAUUUGUGCAGAGGAAACGGCGGAUCUGAGUCUAUUGACUGCUGUAAUGAGGGUCCUCUGAAAAACAUUGUGUCUAUUGGCGCAUUCGAAUUCACUAAGCACUGGCGCAUAUUCUGGCUUAACAUAAGUCAGAAUUUAAGAGAAGAUGCUCAUUAUCUGAAAGACUAUAUGUUAGGGAGUUUGAAACUAACAUUGCAAAGUUUCCAUCAUCUCUUUGUAAACUCAUACGGAUAUAACUAUGAUCAAAACAAGGAUUUCGUUGAGGCAUUUUUCCGUGAACUGGAAAGUUACAUGCUGGGAAACCGGCAAAAUAUAGCGUCGUUGGUUGAUGACUUUUUCGAUGGCCUGUUAAUUCGUGCACUCCGUGUAAUGCUGUUUGUAAAAACUGAACGGGAUAGUAUUGUAGCCGACUGCGUUGCAUCCAAGUUAAGACCUAUGAAGCCAUUUGAUCAAGCGCCCGAAAUAAUAAGAGCUAUGGCAACUCGCGCAUUUCCUCCUUCCAGGAUUCUUAGGAAUGGUCUUCUUUUAGGAGAUCGUGUGGUUCAGGUUUUAUCAAAGGUAGCAGUAAAUGAUAGUUGUAUAAAUGAAUGGAUUAAACUACGUUACUGUAAUUUAUGUUCAGGAGUAAUCCAACCUCUCAUUUGUCGACAUAGUUGUUUUAGUCGUUUGUCCACAUGUUUUUUGUUAUGGACUGCUUUUGAUAAAUACUGGCUAUCAUUCAUUGAUCAGAUUGUUCGUGUUGCUGAACGUUUAAAAAACUCCAAAAUUUUCCCCCAGGUUAUUCGACCAUUACAAAUACAUAUAUCUGAUGCUAUUAUGAAUCUUCAAACUAUACUCUUUCGACUGGAUCAAUCUGAUGAAUUUUUCAAUGACUGUUUAUUAGAAAACUCAAAAGAGCAUCAGUCAUUUCUUCCCAGGACUGAUUAUAGGCAACGACGACAACAGGAGUUUGUAUUUGUUGAUCAUGAUGUCGUAAGUCAGGAUUACAAACAUCCUUAUGUUUAUGGCAAUUAUGAUAUGCUGAAAUCAUGGGCGGACAGUAUUCAUAACAAGUAUCUCCCGGUACGCAAACCAUUUUCUACCAUUAUCAAGUAUUUUUGUAGUGAGGAUCUUCUACGUGUUUCAAAGGAAAAUAAUGAUUAUUUAUGUUGGACAGGUGAUAGAUUAAUACCUACAUCAAAUAUAACCGUAAAUCUGAUCGAAAAUGAAUCAUUUCUUAAAAUACAUCCUAUGGCUGUCCGUGUCAUUAAAGAUUUACAAUACAUAACUGAAAUUAUGCAAUCUGUAAUUCAAAAUAAUUCUGAUCCUAAUUAUGUGCCAAUUGAAGGGGAAAAUAGAAUUCAGUCUAUAGAUAACAUAACUGUCUUCCUUCCAUUGCCGAGUUAUCCGACAACAAACCCAGGUUCAAACCUAACAACUUUAAGCUAUUUAGAAUCUCUGAGUAAAAUACAUUCUCCAUCCUUACCAAAUCAUGUCAAAAAACCAUUUCAAUUUGAUGAAAAUCAUAUUAAAACUUCUCGUUUUUCAAUCAGAAAACAAAUGAAAACUAAUAAAGUAACAUAUUUUAAUCCUCCUCAUAAUUUAUGGUUACCAUCAGCUAAUAUACCAUCAUUUAAUUAUCAACGAAAAAUUAUUUGGACAUUUAAUUCUAAUAAAAGUUCAAACUGUGUGCUACUUUUUUUAUCCUGGUCCUACUCCUGA
Schistosoma rodhaini is the source of this 1848-nucleotide messenger RNA. NCBI's taxonomy places the organism in Eukaryota, Metazoa, Platyhelminthes, Trematoda, Strigeidida, Schistosomatidae. The record is from the annotation of a GenBank genome assembly.